AUGUGGCAAGUGAUUGCUUUUCUAGUGGCAGGAUGCUUCCAUAUCUCCUCAGCAAAUUUAACACCAGUGGUGGAUCCAAUUUGCAUGAACAAGUAUCUUAUAACUUAUAUGACACCGAAAUUAUGGGAUAAGACAUUCGGCAACAAUGAAACCGCCUUAUCUCUCGGGCGUAUUAUGAACGUGGGCGAUGAAAUGUCAUGCUACGUGUACAACAAUCUGACCAGCUCUUUCAAUGUAUCCAAUCAGGUAGACGAGGAAUAUUUAGGCGAUCAUUUAGCAUCAAUAUUGGAAACUGGUGUCGACAUUAUAAUAAAUUCAAUCACGGAGUGUUUAAGAAACUUUAGAGGAUUUUGGAAUUAUGAGUAUUGCCCAAAUGGUACUUUAGUACAAUUUCACGGUGAUCCUAAGACAUCGUCGUUAUAUUAUGUGUUAGCGGGCAUGAGAACAUUAGGAAGCAAUAGAGAGUUUAGACUCUUACAUAACGACUUCGGGUAUUAUAUCACUGAAACAGUAAGUUCCGGCGAUAUUUGUGACAUGACAGGUCAGCCGCGAGUGGUCAACUUGCAGUAUGUAUGUGGACCCGCUGCGGGAUCUGCGGGCAUUCAAUGGGUGCGGGAACAUAAGACGUGUCAUUACGAGGUUCAAAUCGCUGUGCAAUCCCUAUGCAAACUUGAACUUUUAUCAACUACAGGGGACAAGAAGUUUUCAACGCCUUUGAUUUGCUCAAAGGAAAGCCGCCAAAUAAAAGAUGUUCUUCACACAAUUGCAGAGUUUGAACCUACUUUCAUGGGUAAUGAAUUGUAUUUUCUUAGACCAUGUAAUCCAAUAAAUCAAACAGAGAGAACUUCUUUAGUGUAUUCUGGUCAGCUAAUUAUCGAAGGAAAGCCGAGUGAAAAGGAGACAGAGAUAGUUAGGAUGAGGUUCAAAAAGGCAAUUGGAAGAAUGCUAAUACAGGAGCUUAUUUUGCUGCCAGAUGGAUCUCCUUUACAAAAUGGUGACGAAAUUUCCUGGUUCUCAGAGGUAGUGGACUUGAAGGGGAAUUUUUUAACUACGGUCCAUUUCACUAUUAAUUCAUCAUCGAUUCCUCAUAUUACUUUCGAUCCAUAUUUUGAUACCAAGGGCAAGGGGAAUGUUUUGUCCUAUAAAAAAAAUGAUAAGCCCGAUGAAAAGCCUUUCAAUCUGCAGAACAAUGAAAUGACUUUUGAAUCACAACUAUCGCUUGACUUCAAAGACAAGUUCAAGUUUGUUCUUAUUCAUGAGAAGAUUGACUCAGGGGAGCAGCUCGUCCUGGAUGAGACUGACUAUAUAUUGGAGGAUGUACUGUCUGCAGAACAAAUUGCUGAACUUCUAGUGAAGCUAGAAAGUGAGCAGCAAACGAACAAUCGAGCGGAGAAGAACAAAGAGGAUAAAACACCGGAAUCCAGAAUGAAAGAUGAUACAAGUAACGAAGAGACUACGAAAGGCGAGAAAGAUGAGCAGGUCUCGGGUGAUGAAGAUAUCACGAAUCCGAAAGAAAAUGCAGACCCAAUAGUUGAAGAGAAAGCUGGAAAUAUCCAUGAUGAACUGUAA
This is a messenger RNA of Zygotorulaspora mrakii, 1569 nucleotides long. RefSeq names its product Yos9p (gene YOS9). Gene Ontology annotation, biological process: endoplasmic reticulum unfolded protein response; retrograde protein transport, ER to cytosol. The coding region runs from base 1 to 1569 and encodes 522 amino acids. Gene Ontology annotation, cellular component: endoplasmic reticulum lumen. The record is from RefSeq and is a predicted model, not a curated record. Lineage: Eukaryota; Fungi; Ascomycota; Saccharomycetes; Saccharomycetales; Saccharomycetaceae. The transcript has a single exon.